AUGAAGAAAAUAAACGAAAAACUGAAAGUGAUCAAAAUCCAAUUGGAUGCAGUGAGAAGAAAGCUGAACAGGGUGCAGACGGCACUCAAAGUGAAUGCGGAGGUGCCAAAUUCUUAUUUGGAAAAUAGGCACUUUCUGCAACUGCAGCUGAAGACCAUCGAAGAUGCGUUGGUGGAAUACAAUGCCAACCAGCAGCGCAUCUACAGCUUGGACGUGGGUGAUGAGGCCCGCGAGGAAGCAGACGUAAUGUAUGUCCGAUUCGAGCAGCGAUACGGUGAGUUGUACGUUUUCAUUAUUAAAUUGCUGGACGAUAUUGUCAAGAAAGAGAAUGUUCCGGUAGUAGCAGCAGCUCCAGUACCGGUAGCUUCCGCUGCAGCGAUGCACCUACCGCCGCUCAAGGUACCGUUGCCUACAUUUGACGGUACAUACGAGAACUGGUAUGCAUUCAAGUCGAUGUUCGAAACGAUUAUGAAUCGCUAUCAGUCGGAGUCCCCAGCGAUAAAAUUAUACCACCUUCUCAACUCGCUGGUAGGCAAGGCUGCAGGAAUAAUUGACCAGGAGAUAAUAAACAAUAACGAUUAUGCAGCUGCUUGGUCGACAUUAACCGAGCGAUUCGAAAACAAACGGUUGAUCAUCGAUAAGCAUAUCGAUGCCCUUUUCGAUCUUCCAAGGAUGACGAGCGAGAACGCAACAGAAUUGCGUAAGCUGAUAGACGUCUGUUCGAGAAAUGUUGAUGCCCUCAAAAACCUUGAGCUUCCAGUUGAAGGAUUGGGAGAAAGUAUACUCAUCAAUCGAAUCACAAAGAAGUUAGAUGACGAAACUCGCGAGGCAUGGGAAUUGGACCAAUCCGCAAACGAAAUGCCGGAUUACGAUUCAACGAUGGAAUUUCUGAAAGAGCGAUGCCGAGUGUUGGAGAAGAUCCGUGUUCCGGAGAAGCGCAUCGUUAAACCCGUGAAACUACUGAAGCCGACCGUAGAAGUGAGAACCAAGGGUAGCAGUCUAGUGGCAACCGCUGACAAAUGUCCACAGUGUUCAAACAACCAUGCGUUAUGGAAAUGUGACUUCUUCAAGAAGGCAAACCUGACAGAUCGAUACAAUACCCUUCGACGCAUCGGAGCGUGCUUCAACUGCCUCCAAAAGGGACAUCGGACAGUCGAGUGUUCAUCGGAACAUUCUUGCAAGAAGUGCAACAAACGGCACCACACCUUCCUUCAUCCAAACGAGACAUCUACAAAAAAGAGUGAAGCUCCGUCAGCGGUAAACUCAAAAGACGAUCAGCAGAAUCAGAAGCGAGAGGUACCUGCUGGGCCUAGUACUUCAACACCUGCAAUCAGUAAGGAGGAACAGCAGUCAAACUUCUGUACUCGACCAAAGUCGGGUAGACAGAUACUACUCUCAACAGCGGUAGUACUGGUCUAUGGAAAAGCGAACAACCCGUACCCUUGUAGAGUUCUUCUUGACUCGGGGUCACACACAAACUUCGUUUCGGAACAUUUCGCUACGUUGUUGGGAUUGAAGAAGCAACCUGCUAACUUUUCGAUCGGUGGGUUGAAUGAAACGCAAACGAAGGUUCGAUUCAAUAUACACACGCAGCUGAAAUCUAGAGUAACUGAUUAUACUGCUUGUCUUGAGUUGCUCGUGGUACCGAAGAUAACUGGAGAGCUGAAGAAGAUAUUGGAGAGCUUGUGA
Ochlerotatus camptorhynchus is the source of this 1689-nucleotide messenger RNA. RefSeq lists its product as uncharacterized. The record is from RefSeq and is a predicted model, not a curated record. The transcript has a single exon. Gene Ontology annotation, molecular function: zinc ion binding; nucleic acid binding. Bases 1 to 1689 code for a protein of 562 amino acids. NCBI's taxonomy places the organism in Eukaryota, Metazoa, Arthropoda, Insecta, Diptera, Culicidae.